Molecule: messenger RNA, 2806 nt
Organism: Callorhinchus milii (elephant shark)
Lineage: Eukaryota; Metazoa; Chordata; Chondrichthyes; Chimaeriformes; Callorhinchidae
Gene: hbs1l
Product: HBS1-like translational GTPase
Exons: 18
Coding region: 100-2109 (669 amino acids)
Biological process (GO): translation
Molecular function (GO): GTPase activity; GTP binding
Source: RefSeq, a predicted model, not a curated record
GGGAGCGCGCCCCCGCGUCGGUAGACAUGGCGACGCCGGCCUGGAAAUAACAAGUGUGACUCUCGCCCAACAGCGAGACUGAGCGGCCGGACAGCAGCGAUGUCGAGGCACAGGAACGUCCGGGGAUUGAAGUACGACGAAGACUUAGAAGAUGAUGAUGUCUAUGGACAUUCAGUGGAUGAUGACUACUGCAUUUCUCCUGCAACAGCUGCUCAAUUUAUCUACAAGAGAGAUGACUACAACGUACGAGCAUUUAUCGAGGAACCUCUGGAAGAAGGAGAGGAAGAGGAAGAACCUUCCCACAAUAACCAUCCUACACUUCCUGGAGUUGACCAAGCUCGUCUACAUUCGUGCCUUGAUCGGAUGCGAGAAGUCUUGGGGGAGUCCGUGUCAGAACAAGUGAUGGUUGAUGCUGUGCUGAGUAGUCAGUUUGAUACACAGCAAGCCCUUGAUCUUCUACUUUCACAAGAAGGCAAACAAACCUCAAAGAUUAAGAACAAGGAUGCAGCUCCUUUAUGGAACCCCCCAAUAGGCAAAGUGAAGGAUCAACCUGGCCGAGUCGAUUGUGACAUUGUCCCGAAAGUAGCAAAAAUGACUGUAUCUGGAAAACAGAUAACUGGAUUUAAUAUACCCAGCACAGCUGCUGAGAAUGAUCGCCUGCGAAAGAAUGAGACUUUAGGAUCUGCAGGUCUGGAGGCUUCAUCUAAGACCAAUUCUGCAAAUCCUGCGCUCGAUGAACCUACAGCAAUACAGACUCCGAUUAAAAGCUCCUCCAAAGCCAAGCAACAGAUUGAUGUGAAAGCUGAGCUUGAAAAGAGAGGAGGAAAACAACUACUCAAUCUUGUUGUAAUCGGUCAUGUGGAUGCUGGCAAAAGUACUCUAAUGGGUCAUUUUCUUUACCUUCUGGGAAAUGUAAACAAGCGCAUUAUGCAUAAAUACGAACAGGAAUCCAAGAAAGCAGGGAAAGCCUCAUUUGCUUUUGCCUGGGUUCUGGAUGAGACAGGUGAAGAAAGAGAAAGAGGUGUGACCAUGGAUGUAGGAAUGACGAAGUUUGAAACUAAUACCAAAGUGAUCACAUUAAUGGAUGCACCAGGCCACAAAGACUUCAUUCCAAACAUGAUUACUGGUGCUGCACAGGCUGAUGUGGCGAUCUUAGUUGUAGAUGCAAGUAGAGGAGAGUUUGAAGCUGGAUUUGAGGCCGGUGGACAAACCAGAGAGCACGCGUUACUAGUUCGUUCCCUCGGUGUAACACAGUUGGCUGUUGCUGUUAACAAAAUGGAUCAGGUGAAUUGGCACCCUGAAAGAUUUAAAGAGAUUUCGAAUAAACUUGGACAGUUCUUGAAGCAAGCAGGCUUCAAGGAGUCUGACGUUGCUUACAUUCCCACAGCUGGAUUGAAUGGCGAGAAUCUAACGACACGAAGUCAAGUACAUGAACUCAAAGCUUGGUACAAUGGAGCUUGUCUGAUAGAGCAAAUUGAUUCUUUCAAGUCGCUGCAAAGACCAGUGGAAAAACCGUUUAGAUUGAGCGUAUCCGAUGUUUUCAAAGAUCAAGGAUCAGGAUUCUGCGUUACUGGUAAAAUCAAAGCAGGAUAUGUUCAGUCUGGAGACCGAGUGCUUGUCAUGCCACCAAAUGAAUCCUGUACUGUUAAGGGAAUCACAUUACACGAUGAGCCAGUCGAUUGGGCUGCAGCAGGGGAACACGUUACUCUCACUGUGACUGGUGUGGAUAUUAUAAAAAUAAAUGUGGGCUGUAUUUUCUGUGAUCAGAAAGCACCUAUUAAAACAUGCACAAGGUUUAGAGCUCGAGUUCUUAUUUUCAAUAUUGAUUUGCCAAUCACACAAGGUUUGCCAGUGUUAUUACAUUACCAAACUGUGAGUGAGCCAGGAACAAUCCGAAGACUAGUGAGUGUUCUGCACAAGAGCACAGGAGAGGUUCUCAAGAAAAAACCCAAAUGUUUGACUAAGGGACAGAAUGCGUUGAUAGAGCUGCAAACACAUAGAACCGUUGCUCUGGAACUCUACAAAGACUUUAAAGAGCUAGGUCGCUUUAUGCUACGUUAUGCUGGAUCCACUAUUGCAGCAGGAGUAGUCACAGAGAUCAAAGAAUGAUUGAAGUGGAAUCUUGAUUCUUGACCUUUCUGAGAUACAAACUAAGGAAAACAGGCCAACUUGACAAUGUCGCACAGCUUUAAAGGAUGCAAGGAAUCGGUUGGCAAACAAAGUGCAAUUUAUGACACCAUAAAAUGGGACUUCAAUGAAUCCGAAUGUGUACUGUAUGAUAACAUUUCAAGAAAGCAACUGACAGAUGGUGUUCUUAAAAUACUGAGUCAUACUGCCAGUAAUACCUCCAAAAGCAAAGGUGCAAUGUGUCUGAGAAGAGUAUCUGCAGCUCUGCACGUUACAGUGAUUUUUAUCAGUACUUUGCAGACUGAUACAGUAAACGGCUCAAAAAUGAACGCUAGGACUAUGAUGAGUGACCUGACUAAAAAGCACGUUUAGUGGCCAACAGUUUACAAAUGCCUCUAUGGUUUGCCUGCCUCCUGUUUGUUCUUCCAUUAGUGUGCCAUGAUUUACUAAAGUAUUGAGGCAUUGAUCUGCUCACACAGGUUGAUGAUGACAAGUAGCACAUAUACAGUACUUAGAGCUGUGUUUCGAAACGUGAUCUCCAGCACAUCAGGGGAUCAGAUGUAAUAUUUGACAUAUUAAAACUACUCUCUUUCACAUAUCAGUGGAACAUGUUCCAAAAAACAUUCAUCAAGCUGCAACAUUAAUACAAUUGGUACUGAAUAAAAGAUGGUUAAAUCAA